Molecule: messenger RNA, 1771 nt
Organism: Rubroshorea leprosula
Lineage: Eukaryota; Viridiplantae; Streptophyta; Magnoliopsida; Malvales; Dipterocarpaceae
Source: the annotation of a GenBank genome assembly
GCAACAUUUCUAGCGUUGCACAUUUCUGAAGAAAGAGUUCGAAAUUCUGUAAAAACAGAAAGCCAUGGAUUCCCUUCAACCUUUGCCUAUGGCCCUCUUCUUCAUCAUCCCUUUACUCUUUUUAUUAGGCCUCAUCUCUCGUCUCCGACGAAAACCGUUCCCGCCGGGGCCUAAGGGGCUUCCUAUCAUAGGCAACAUGCUCAGGAUGGGCCAGCUAACUCACCGUGGCCUAGCCAAACUCGCUGAGAAAUACGGUGGCUUGUUCCACCUCCGCAUGGGGUUCGUCCACAUGAUGGCCGUUUCCAGUCCGGAAAUAGCUCAACAGGUGUUACAAGUUCAAGACAACAUUUUCUCAAACAGACCAGCCAGCAUAGCCAUCAGCUACCUUACUUAUAAUAGAGCUGAUAUGGCCUUCGCCCACUACGGCCCCUUCUGGAGACAGAUGCGGAAGAUCUGUGUAAUGAAGCUUUUCAGCCGGAAAAGGGCCGAAUCGUGGGAGUCCGUGAGGGAUGAAGUCGACAUCACAGUUAGGUCCGUCGCAGCCAACGCCGGAAACUCCAUAAACAUCGGCGAGUUGAUAUUUAACCUUACCAAAAACAUCAUUUACCGAGCGGCUUUCGGUUCCAGCUCCCACGAGGGCCAAGAAGAGUUCAUCAGCAUCUUACAGGAGUUCUCCAAACUCUUCGGUGCAUUCAACAUAGCAGAUUUUAUCCCAUUUCUAGGCUGGGCAGACCCACAAGGGCUCAACCACCGGCUUGUGGCUGCUCGCCACGCCCUGGACAGGUUCAUCGAUACCAUCCUCGACGACCACAUACAGAAGAGGAAUAAAUACAAUGGUCCUGACGAUGAUGGUAACACCGAUAUGGUAGAUGAAUUGCUGGCCUUUUAUAGCGAAGAAGCCAAAGUAAACGAAUCAGACGAUCUACAGAACUCAAUCAAACUAACCAAAGAUAACAUCAAGGCUAUUAUCAUGGAUGUUAUGUUUGGUGGGACGGAAACGGUGGCGUCAGCAGUAGAGUGGGCCUUGGCGGAGCUGAUGAGAAGCCCAGAGGACCUAAAGAGGGUCCAGCAAGAACUGGCCGAAGUGGUGGGCUUGGACCGCCGCGUCGAAGAGUCCGAUUUCGAAAAACUGACAUUCUUCAAGUGUACGAUCAAAGAGACCCUCAGGCUCCACCCACCGAUUCCGCUGCUCCUCCACGAGACGGCGGAGGACGCGGAGGUUGGAGGCUACUACAUCCCCGCCAGGUCGCGCGUGAUGAUCAACGCCUGGGCAAUCGGCCGGGACAAGAACUCAUGGGAGGAUCCCGACACCUUCAAGCCGUCGAGGUUCUUGAAAGAAGGCGUGCCGGAUUUUAAAGGGAGCAACUUCGAGUUCAUUCCAUUCGGUUCGGGGCGGAGGUCAUGUCCCGGUAUGCAACUCGGGUUGUACGCACUUGAACUGGCGGUGGCUCACUUGCUUCAUUGUUUCACGUGGCAGUUGCCGGACGGAAUGAAACCAAGCGAACUCGACAUGAACGACGUGUUCGGACUCACGGCGCCGCGGGCGACUAGGCUUUUUGCGGUUCCAAGUAAGCGCCUGAUUUGUCCGUAUUGAGGGAAGGAUGAAUAACUGAAGGAGAAGGAUCAAGAAAAGGAGAUUUUGGAUUCUAUCAGUUGUUGUAGACUACACUUUUUAUUCACAGUUCCUAAAUUAACUUCACUUUUUUUUUUUUUUUUACUAUCGCAUGAUAAAUAAUCAAGUAUUGUGAGAAAAGAAAAGAUAUUUUAUUUG